AUAACUGCAGCUCGAACAUCCGUCUGAUUGAGACUAGUCGGAGUUUCAUCUGAAAGCAGACGAAAUGAUGUCCACGUUUUUAUGUGUGUUGUUGCUGGGCGUUAUUCUUGUGGCCAGUGUCAAAGGAUUGACCGAGGGCCAGCUUCAGCAGAUUUUGGGGAAUGACAAGGGUGCACCGGCUUCUGACGAUGUCGGAUGGCAUUAUAAAACAAAGACCAGGAAAGGUGCAUCUGCUUCUGACGAUGUGGGUUGGUAUCAUAAAACCAAGACCAGUAAAGAUCCGGCCCCUUGGUGUCAGUCGCAUAUUUCCGGGGCUGAUUGCUGUGUGCAGAGGACGAUGCACGCACACGGGAAGACAUAUCACUUGAACGCUUGCGUGAACGUGGACUUCCACCCCCAUGCAAAUGAGUACUCGGUCUACUUUAGUGUGAAUGGGUACUCCCUCUUCCACAAGGACACAGACCUGAAGAUGAAUGAAAUGGAGGAAUGUUUCUCGGCGUCCCAGCUGGCCCCUGGUGCCAAGAUUUGCAUUAAAUUGUACAAGAUCAGCACGAAACACAAGCGUAUGUGCGCUGCCCUGGAUGGCAAAGCAGUCAUCAAGGGCGUUGAGAAUAACGUUCAGCUGGACUACGGAUGUUUCCAAAUCGGUUCCGGAGACGAGAACGAGGAUGAGCAGGUGCCCGUUGGCAUGGAAACAGAGGAGCAGGCAACAAAAGCUGAGAUAUUCCGAGCUCUCUCUGAUCAGCAAUAUCUGAGUGAUGGGGGUGAGGAAACGACCUCUACCGAAGAUGACACACUGCGUUUUUAAAACUGAUUCCGCAGUGUUAAACAUGGAGUUCAAGUCAUAAUAUAGAAAGCUGGUCGAGACAUUCCAAUUUUAAAUGCUACUUGUCAGUUGUUAAUUAAAAACUGUCAACCAUCUAUUUGGUAUUAAAAUAAUUAAGUAUGAAA
This is a messenger RNA of Mya arenaria, 951 nucleotides long. RefSeq lists its product as uncharacterized. The record is from RefSeq and is a predicted model, not a curated record. The transcript has 7 exons. Bases 65 to 808 code for a protein of 247 amino acids. Lineage: Eukaryota; Metazoa; Mollusca; Bivalvia; Myida; Myidae.